Molecule: messenger RNA, 444 nt
Organism: Kwoniella botswanensis
Lineage: Eukaryota; Fungi; Basidiomycota; Tremellomycetes; Tremellales; Cryptococcaceae
Exons: 2
Coding region: 1-444 (147 amino acids)
Source: RefSeq, a predicted model, not a curated record
AUGCCGGGCUCAUACACCUCUAAAGAAGGUGUCAGUGUACCUUAUGCUGCGGGAUUCGAUGGCGGACAAGGUGACUUCGUAGUAAUCAGCUCGGACAAGAAAGCAUUUUGUGUAGAGAGCUCGAAAUUAGCCGAAGCAAGCAAAGUCUUCCGUUACAUGCUGGAAGUUGGUGACUCAAAACAACAGAAAGAACUGAAGUUGCAGAAUUCUUCGGAAGCCCUUCAUAUCUUCUUGUCCGCCCUCGUAGACAGAGACGUCAAUUUACAAUACGUUGAAUGGCCCAGGAUCAAAGAGGCCGGAGAGCUCUUUCUUCGUUUCGAGGCUUGCCAUCAUGGACCGGAACUCCUCAAAAGCUGGAUUCGAGCGGGUAAUCAUAGGGUGGAUAACUUUGAGAUGUUUGUGCUAGCAAGCAAAUUCGACGAUGUAGCAACAGGCUUUUGGUGA